GAUAUGGGGAAUCUCUGUACAUUAUGCUCAAUAUUGCUGUGGUCCUAAAACUGCUCUAAAAAUUGCAAAACACACAAAAAUGCUAAUUGAUAGAUCUUGAUUUUGAAAAUGGAGCUUUUCAGUAUGGUGUGCAAGCAUAGAAAGAUGAGGAGGGGAGAAGAAAACUUCAAAAAUGACUUAAUUUCCUCCAGGAUAAGACAAAUAAGAUCUGUACCACAAAACAGUAUUCCUGAGAAAUGGCAAAUUACACAUAUAAUUUAUGUUUUCUUUGGCUUUUAUUCAACAUUUUUGUAAAUGUGCUUGCUAAUCAGAGAAUUAUAAGCAUAAGAUCCAUCUUAGAUACUUCCUGUAGCUGCCUCCUAGUAAGAUGUCAGAGGCACUGCUAUUAACAAUUGGCCAAUAAGGAAAAGAAGGAAGUGUGUGUGAGCUGCUUGCCCAGUGUUUGCAUCCAGGUUCCAGGGCCAGCUUCUUGCGACACUUCUCUCUUCAGGUGGAAUCGCUCUUGACUUGGCACAAGGCAGUGAUGAGGAAUCACACAGCAAUAACCACAUUCAUCCUGCUGGGAUUGACAGAUGACCCAAAACUACAAGUCUUGCUUCUGGUAUUUUUGUUUAUCACCUACCUAUUGAGUGUGGCUGGGAACCUCAUCAUUAUCACCCUCACACUGUGGGAUUCCCAUCUUAAAACUCCCAUGUAUUUUUUUCUCCGAAAUUUCUCUUUCUUAGAAGUCUCAUUCACUACUGUCUGCAUCCCCAGAUUCCUGUACACCAUGAUAUCUGGAGAUAAUACAGUUACCUAUAAUGCUUGUGCCACCCAGUUGUUUUUUGUUGUCCUCUUUGCAACAACAGAAUUUUUUCUCCUUGCCGCCAUGUCCUAUGACCGCUACGUGGCCAUCUGUAAGCCCCUGCAUUACAUGAGCAUCAUGAACAGCAGAGUCUGCAUUACACUUGUUCUCUGCUGUUGGAUUGCAGGCCUGUUAAUCAUCCUCCCACCCCUUGCCAUGGGCCUCCAGCUGGAAUUCUGUGACUCGAAUGUGAUUGAUCAUUUCGGCUGUGAUGCAUCUCCUAUUUUACAGAUAACCUGUUCAGACACAGCGUUAAUAGAGAAAAUUGUCUUGAGUUUUGCUGUGCUGGCACUCAUUAUUACCUUGGUGUGCGUUGUCCUCUCCUACACAUACAUCAUCAAGACCAUUCUCAGAUUCCCUUCUGCCCAGCAAAGGAAAAAGGCCUUUUCCACCUGCUCCUCCCACAUGGUUGUGGUUUCCCUCACCUAUGGCAGCUGCAUCUUCAUCUACAUCAAGCCCUCGGCAAAGGAAGGAGUAGCUAUUAAUAAAGUGGUGUCUGUGCUCACUACGUCUGUUGCCCCUUUGCUUAAUCCAUUUAUUUAUACACUUCGAAACAAACAAGUGAAAGAUGCCUUCAAAGACACAGUAAAGCAGAUUGUAUUUCUCACAAAGAACUAAGAGACUAUUCAUGUUUUUGGGACUGAGUUAAGUGAAAUUUAAAUAUGAGUAAUCCAUGAGCGAUAUUCAUGACAUUGCCAAAUAAUGGUUUCUCCCUAUUCUGUAGAUUUAUCAACACAAUUUCCCACUAAAAACAUUUUCCCCUUAUAAUCCAAAAGCCUAAAUCAAGGUAUUUAUGUCUCCUUCUAAGGUGAUAUUUGUCAGAAUGGUUUCUUCAAUAAAUGCAUGUUCUAGAGACAAGAAAGAAUGCCAAAUGCUCAAAUUCAUUGAAAACAGAUGUAAAUAAAUGAAGUUCAAUCUAUGGCUAAUAGUCUUCUCAUGAUAUGGAAUAUAAAUGCCCAGAGACUAUUUCUCACUUAUUGGGAAUACUUCAAUAUCUAUCAUUCAUCUGUGCCAGAGCAAUUCAAGAUCCUUUACCAAAUCUUGUAAAGUGAUCUAAAAGAAAAGCAUGCACU
This is a messenger RNA of Manis pentadactyla (Chinese pangolin), 1917 nucleotides long. Its product is annotated as olfactory receptor 6C2-like. Gene Ontology annotation, biological process: G protein-coupled receptor signaling pathway. Gene Ontology annotation, cellular component: membrane. Gene Ontology annotation, molecular function: G protein-coupled receptor activity; olfactory receptor activity. Bases 524 to 1462 code for a protein of 312 amino acids. NCBI's taxonomy places the organism in Eukaryota, Metazoa, Chordata, Mammalia, Pholidota, Manidae. The record is from RefSeq and is a predicted model, not a curated record. The transcript has a single exon.